GGGCCCGGGCGGAAGUGCGGCCGGAGGAGCCCGAGCCCCAGCCAGGAGCAGGUCUCCGGGGCCCGGGGCGCGGGGCACGGCGCGGCUUUGCAGCCAUGGCGAGCGUGGCCGCGGGCCUGGCGCUGGCCGUGCUGCUGCUGGCGCAGCUGGCAGAGGCCGCCAAGAAUUUCGAAGAUGUCCGAUGUAAGUGUAUCUGUCCACCCUAUAAAGAAAAUUCUGGGCAUAUUUAUAAUAAGAACAUAUCUCAAAAAGAUUGCGACUGCCUUCAUGUUGUAGAGCCGAUGCCCGUGCGGGGGCCUGAUGUCGAAGCAUACUGUUUGCGUUGUGAAUGUAAAUAUGAGGAGAGGAGCUCUGUGACCAUCAAGGUUACCAUUAUAAUUUAUCUCUCCAUUUUGGGCCUUCUGCUUCUGUACAUGGUGUAUCUUACUCUGGUUGAACCCAUUCUGAAGAGACGCCUCUUUGGACACUCACAGUUGAUACAGAGUGAUGAUGAUGUUGGGGAUCACCAACCUUUCGCAAAUGCUCACGAUGUCCUGGCCCGAUCCCGCAGCCGCGCCAAUGUCCUGAAUAAGGUAGAAUAUGCCCAACAGCGCUGGAAGCUUCAAGUUCAAGAGCAGCGAAAAUCCGUCUUUGACCGUCAUGUUGUCCUCAGCUAAUUGGGAACGAAACUCAAGGCACUAGAAUGGAACAAGGCAAACAACUGGAAAAAGUUAAGCUUUCCUGGGUUUUGUUUUAGUGCCCCAUUGAUUCUACCAUCUUUUGCUGGGAAAUUCAAAACUGGAAACAAACCAUGCUUGGUAUUUUAUUUUCUUGUUCAUGUAUUAAUGCAAAUGUUUUUAAAAGCACACACCUCCAAGUCACCCCAUAAACUUUUUCCUAUAUGUGAAUUUUACUAAUAAAAAUAAAUCUGCCUGUAAAUUAUCUUGAAGUUCUUCACCUGGAAGACACUCCUUUUCACCACACAGUUGUAACUUGGUUUUCAAGAUAAUUUUCAGUGUUGAUUUUUGGUGUUUUCUGGCAGGGAAGGGGAGGGAUUUGUGGGUAGUGUGUAACCUAACUUUUCUCAAGGCACUUUACUAAGUCAAAUUUUGUAAAUAGACUUUACCUUUACCUAUUUUCAGGUUUCAUUUAUAUUUUACAGCAUAGCCUGUCUCAUCAGAGCCUGGAUUUACCCAUUUGAAUUUUGCACUGACUCUAUAUAUCUAGGUAUAUGGUCAGCCUGUGGCUGUACUUUAUGGUAAACUGGGUCUGAAAUGCGUGGUGGUUCUUCACAAAAUGCAGAUUCUCUUCACGUACUGUGAUGUCUGAUGCAAUGCAUCCUGGAAUGAACUGGCUCUUUGCUAGUUUUAAUGACUAAACAUAGUCUUGGUGUGUAUAAUCUUUCUCCUAGUAUCUUUACAGAUGAAUCAUAAGGACCUGGACAUUUGCAAUAAAGACAUUUUUCUUUAAAACCCAAGGCUCCCUCACUGAUGACAUACGUGUAUUUGUUAGCAUUUCUGGUCAUGUUGAGAGGCAGCUAGUGGAGCUCUGGUAUGUUCAGCUUUGAACUUGGGACAACAAGAGUUCUGGGUUCCUCCUCUGAAAGAUACAACAGCUACUGGAUAAAUGACUGCUUUACUUCUCCUGCCUCUUUGGAAUGUAACAAUAAAAGUAAUUUUUGAAACACA
Sorex fumeus (smoky shrew) is the source of this 1667-nucleotide messenger RNA. RefSeq names its product TMEM9 domain family member B (gene TMEM9B). Gene Ontology annotation, cellular component: lysosomal membrane. The coding region runs from base 96 to 656 and encodes 186 amino acids. The transcript is spliced from 5 exons. Gene Ontology annotation, biological process: positive regulation of canonical NF-kappaB signal transduction. The record is from RefSeq and is a predicted model, not a curated record. NCBI's taxonomy places the organism in Eukaryota, Metazoa, Chordata, Mammalia, Eulipotyphla, Soricidae.